CGAAUUUGCCAUUCUCUGAAUUGUUCAUUUUAUGAUGUUCGUAAGUUACUUUAAAAUGUGGAAAAUCAUGCUUUGUAUCUGUUCCAUUGCUACAGUGACAUCUCAAAAAAUAUUCCAAAUUGCAACGCCAAAUGUAAAAACUGGUGUAUCGCUUCACUGGGAUGAUUGUACGCAAAGUGUGUAUUUUGUGGAUUUUCAAGCAAUUGGGCGAAAUCGAUCAAUUUAUCGUUAUGAUUUAAAUGAUGCUACUCUAUAUUCAGCGUAUAUUGAUGGCGAAUCGUUGCCCAUAUACAUUUUCCCAAUUAAAGAAUGUGAACAAUAUAAAGAAUGGUUUGUUGUUGGUUUGGCCAAUGCAACAAAAAUAAUUCAAUGGAAUAAACAUUCAGCCGUUGCCACGGUUGCUAGUACAUUAUUUACCCUAAAGUUGAAUGAUCCCAGUAUGCGUUCAGUCGUUGGUCGUGUGGAUUCACAAGGACGCUUGUAUGCGGGCACAUUUUCGUAUCUUUUUUGCGGUGGUUCGGCAAAUGCAUCGUUUUAUAUGUAUAGAAAAGGUGAAGAUGUUCAGCGUGUAUUUGGAAAUGUUGUGACUACAACGGGUAUUGCAUUCAAUAUGCCCGCAAGAAAACUGUAUCAUUUGGACUCAUGCCGUCUUCAAAUUGUUGAAUUUGAUGAAGAUAAAGUGACUGGCGAUAUUUGCAAUGGUCGAGUGGUAUUCGAUUUCAAGCAACAUUUGCCAUACUUUGUCCCGCUUGGUUUGGAAGCAGAUUCAAAGGGAAUGUUAUACGUUGCAAACUAUUCACAAGGUUCGAUUGCGAAAAUUGAUCCAAGAACAAAUACUGUAAUUGAUUUUAUCGAUGUACAUGCAAAGGCAUUGGCCUCAAUUGUUUUCGGUGGGCCACAUCGUGAUAUUUUAUUUGCUUUGGCUGGAUCAUCUGUGCUCGAUGUACACACAGGACAAAUUGCUGGAGAAGCGAUUGAAAAUGGCUAUCUCUAUGUGAUACGUGAUCUAAAUGCAAGAGGUCAUCGAUAUUCGAGACUCAUCAUUUAAAUUAUGUGAUGUGCAUACAUUUGAACAGUUUAUCUACUCAUUAUUUCGUUAUAAUUAAGUUUAACUCUAAACUCAUUUCAUUUGACUGACGGAAAAAGGAAUACCGAGAUAGUUUGACCAUAAAUCAAUGAAAAACACAAUCUACAUAGUCCAUAGAUUACAGACAUUUUAUUAAGUAAUACUCGAAUACAUGUUAUUAUCAACGCGGCAGUGAAUCACAUCGUGCGAUUUAAUCUUAUCGCACUCGCUGACUGCUGAAAAUAGCCUUCAUGUCAUUCGGGAAAUUUGCAUAUAAGAACGCUUCGCUUGUUUUUUUCUAUUCAAAAUCAGCUUAUACAAGAUUAACAAAUUAUAUUCGUCGCAAUCUUUCAUUUCUAGGACUAAACCUGGCGAAACAUGGAAAAGAGAUACAGUUUAUAAUCUGAAUGUAUGUCGGUUUCUCCUGCAUAUAAAUAUCAGCUUUCGUCAUGAAGUAGUGUUGUAUUCAAAUUGAAGCUUAUAGCCAGACUAUGAAGAUAAAAUCGUAGAAUAGAUCUGAUAUAAUAUGAUACAUGUUAUUUUGUUUAAAACGUAAGCUGCAAAGAAUUUCAAAUAUUAUUUCACCGCCAACACCGCAAUUAAAUUUCAUGAAAUGCAUGCACCAUUUAUUAUAUUGUAAUAAUCCAAUUACACAUUCAAAAUAUUUGUAAUUUAUGUUAUCAUAAUCCCAAUGUCCAAAAUUGAGUUUUGCAUAUUAAAUCAACACCACUAAAUAUUAUUUGAUAUUAUAAAUAAUAAUGAUGCCAACAAUAUGGUUCAUUUAAACAAGUGGCAUCAACAGCACCUGUUUUUUAUUUGAUUAUAUAAAAUACGACAUCUACUUUUUCGACACUUAAUUCAAUAAAAUAGCGUAUCAUUCUCUUUUUUGUCGGGCAAAACGUUGUAUAACGUUGUCAACAAUCAAUAUGUCUGUUACUAUGAACUAUUUUUGUUCAAUUUCGAAAUUCGAUUUUUUGUGAUCGUUAAGAAACUUAACUCAUUUCUCGUUAAAUUAGAAUACGUUGCGUUGAAAGUAACGCGUACAUUUCGAUUUUGUGACUUUUAUUUAAAAAAAAACUACCGAUACAAAAUAUAGAAUAUAGUGAAUCUA
Molecule: messenger RNA, 2177 nt
Organism: Contarinia nasturtii (swede midge)
Lineage: Eukaryota; Metazoa; Arthropoda; Insecta; Diptera; Cecidomyiidae
Product: regucalcin-like
Exons: 4
Coding region: 32-1048 (338 amino acids)
Biological process (GO): L-ascorbic acid biosynthetic process
Molecular function (GO): gluconolactonase activity; calcium ion binding
Source: RefSeq, a predicted model, not a curated record